Porites lobata is the source of this 504-nucleotide messenger RNA. The record is from the annotation of a GenBank genome assembly. NCBI's taxonomy places the organism in Eukaryota, Metazoa, Cnidaria, Anthozoa, Scleractinia, Poritidae.
AUGGCCGCGUCCAAAGAUAUAUUUUUCUGGACCCCUAGCGGACAAUUACUUCGAAAUAAACGUACUAUUCCCGUCACAAACAUCACUGAGCUAGUUGAGUAUGUGUUACUCCCUCAUAACAAUGAGGUUUCAAAGCCUCGUGCGCUGAAUACGUUUGUAGAUGGACUUGCAGAGUUAGGAAUCGAUAAAGGUUUAAUCAAGAACAAAAAGCUGUUAAGUGAUUUAAUAGAAAAGGAAAAAGGCUACCAAAAUGUAGAAAAUACUUCUGAUAACUAGAGUAAUAAUGAGGAGAGUUCAUCGGAUAUUGAAAAUCAGGAGGAGGAAGUGGCUUCUGAGAAUGGCGUUGAAGCGGAAGACACCCAAGAGAGCGACAUCGACACUGAAAACGACAGUCAGGAAAUAGAAAGUAGUAGCCCUGAAACGUCCACCACCUUUCACUCUAAACGUCCCUGUGAACACUGCGAGAACUCUAAUGUCUACGGGACAUUGAUCAUGAAAUGUCCU